Molecule: messenger RNA, 1375 nt
Organism: Vigna umbellata (rice bean)
Lineage: Eukaryota; Viridiplantae; Streptophyta; Magnoliopsida; Fabales; Fabaceae
Source: RefSeq, a predicted model, not a curated record
AUGCAGCAAAUGAUAAUUUUUAUUGACAUUUUCUUUUUGGCAGAAAUUUCCAUGCUUGACUAAUAUGGACUUUUCAUAUAACCAACAUAUCAUUGAAAUACCUGAUGUGUCCGAACUUCAGAAUCUAAGAGAAUUGAGACUUGAUCAUUGUAGAAACCUAAUUGCAGUCCAUCAAUCUGUUGGAUUUUUGAAAAGGCUUUCUCAUUUAAGUGUUUCAGAAUGCACAAAACUUCAAAAUUUCCUGUCCAGAAUGUUUCUACCAUCUCUACAAAUCUUUAAUCUUAACUUUUGUGAAAGCCUUGGUUACUUCCCAGAGAUAAUGAAAGAAAUGACAAAGCCAUUGAAGAUUCAUAUGAUAAAUACUGCUGUUCAAGAGCUUCCAGAAUCCAUUAGUAAACUUACUGGGCUUGUUUCCAUAGACAUAUCGAAUAACAGGGAACUUAAAUAUCUACCGAGGAGCUUAUUCAUGUUGCCAAAUGUUGAUUCUUUCAUAAUCAAAGCAUGUUCCAAACUUGGAGAAUCCAUCAGAAGUUUGGUGCAACACCCUUAAAAAGCCAAUGUUCAUCAAAAAUUACGAUUACUGAAUUUCGAAAAUGGAAACUUGUCAGAUGCAGAUCUUCUUGCAAUUAUUUGUUACUUUCCAAAAUUAGAAGAAUUGAUUGUUUCAGAGAACAAUUUUGUAUCUAUUCCUUCAUGCAUAAAGGAAUGUGGUGACUUGACAAGUCUCGAUUUGAAUGGAUGUAAGAAGCUUAAAAAAAUUCCUGAACUCACUAGCUUGAGAAUUCUUGAUGUUCAUGAUUGUCUAUACCUCGAAGAAAUUUCAGAGUUGCCGUCUACUGUUCAGAAAGUAGAUGCAAGAUUUUGUUUCAAAUUAACAAAAGAGACAUCAGACAUGUUAUGGUAUCAGGUGAAGAAAGGGGUAGGAGGAAUAGAAAUGGUGAUGCCAUUUAUAACAGAGAUUCCAGAAUGGUUUAACUUUGUGGGGGUGGGAAGGAUUCCUAGUUUCUGGGUUCGUGGCAAGUUCCCUAAGAUUGUUGUAGCCAUGAUCUUCCACUUCCAAAAUGAGAGUCAAAGGGACAGAUACGAUGGUCGUGGCCUUGUUGAUCUGCGUUUACUAAUCAACGGGCGAUAUGCUCCUCGAAAAGGGUAUCGGAACUUUAGAAUUGAGGCAGAGCACAUCUUGUUGUGUGAUGUAGGAGUUUUGUGCAGCGAGAAGGAGUGGGUUGGCAAUGCAGUUAUGGAGCAUGAGUGGAAUCUGGUGAAGGUUUCGUAUGAUGCGACGUCGUCGUUGAUGAUAAGUGGUUGGGGAGCGUUUGUGUUUGAAGAAGGAACGAAUAUGGAAGAUCUCCUGUUCGCCAGUCCCAAUAACUUGAUU